Molecule: messenger RNA, 4383 nt
Organism: Caenorhabditis auriculariae
Lineage: Eukaryota; Metazoa; Nematoda; Chromadorea; Rhabditida; Rhabditidae
Source: the annotation of a GenBank genome assembly
AUGCAAUCCUCCUCGGCCGGCGAUGACGCCCAGUUCCGCCACACGCAACUCUUCCACAUGCUCAUGAAGGUGAGUCUCCAUACACCUUUUCCUGUCUCGAACCCGACUUUUCAGGUGCUUUCCUCUUCGGCGGAGAAUGCGACGACAACCACUACGACGCCGAUGCCCAUUGACGUCAUCGAUUCAGAAGCGCCGUCGAGCGAAUCUUGGGGCGACGAAUCUCUCGUCGUCGCCAUCGUCGCCCUCGGCUCCAUCUUCGCGCUCCUCACCACUGUCGGAAACCUGAUGGUAGCUGUUAUCCGUGUUUCAGUCACAGAUCGCCUUUCUUAGGUGAUGGUGAGCUUCAAAAUCGACAAGCAGCUUCAGACCAUCAGCAAUUAUUUCCUCUUCAGUUUGGCUGUUGCCGACAUAACCAUUGGUGAGCGAGACUUUGAUUGAUUUUUCUAACGAUUUUUUUGUUUGAAAUAAGUCCUCUCUGUGUUUCUUAUUCACUGUAUUGAAAAAGCGAUUUCAUUAUCACAAAAAAGGGGUUGAACAACUUAUCAUCAAUUAAAGAAUGUUUUAUCACUUUACAGAAAAUUUUUUUUCUGUCUUCCCUGAUUAUUUGCCUCAUAAAAAAAAGUAAAUUGGCUUGUACAUUUUACACUUCCGUACGAAAAAUUUUAAUAUGUCUGUGUGUGAUUUUCCUUCGGGAAUAAUUUGAUUAUUGGCAUGUUUCAAUUGAUUCCAGGACUUUCUCACGAAAAGAUCUUUCGAAAUAUAUUUAAAGCUGUUGAAACUUUGUAAUAAGCCCUUUUGGUUGUAAAUCAGGGAGUUCAAGAAAAAACAAGCUAAAAGGAGUUUUUUUUUUUGGCUUAUCAUUGAAAUAAAGGAACUUUCAGGUGUGAUAUCUAUCCCGAUGUUCACCUACUACACGGCGAUGAACACCUGGGGAAUCGGGUACACGAUGUGUCAGUUCUGGCUGUGCAUCGACUACCUCAUGAGCAACGCGUCCGUCCUCAACCUGCUGCUCAUCUCCUUCGAUCGCUACUUCUCCGUCACGCGUCCGCUUUCCUACCGCCCCAGGAGAACGACAAAGAAAGCGUUGACGAUGAUCGCCUGCACGUACAUCAUCUCGAUGAUCCUGUGGCCGCCUUGGAUCAUCUCCUGGCCCUACAUCGAAGGCAAAUUCACGUCGAAGCCAGGAACCUGCGUUGUGCAGUUCCUGCAGACCAAUCCCUACGUCACCGUCGGAACCGCCGUCGCCGCCUUCUACCUGCCUGUCACUAUCAUGAUCAUACUCUACACACGCGUCUAUUGGGAGACGCAGAAACGUCAAAAAGAGUUCGGAAAACUCCAAGCUUCUCAGGUAAGCCAUUUUCGAUUUACAUUGUUCUCAUAACAAGAAACGAAUGGAUGAAACCAGACCGGAAACUGGAGCUCUCGAGCUAAAGGCAAACGUCGGUCGAGAAGUCUCAUGAACAAGGUUCCGCAGAAGAAAUUGUACCUCUAAGAAACGUUCCAAUUAUUUUCUCUUCCUUCUUUUCUUUUUUCCCUUUAGAAAUUCGUGUAUGCCAAUUAGCCCAUGUCACGCGAGUCUUUCCAGACAAUUUUCCAAUUCUGGAGUCUCGUUGAAAAUCAAAAUUGCAGUUCCCACGGCGGUCCAUCAAGCGGGACUUUUCUUCCAAUUCAAUAGUCAAAUCGAGUGGCUCUGUACGCAGAAACGACUGGAACUCGGAACAAAUCAAUUCGUGAGCGUUUUGUUCUCAAGGAAAUUUCUUUAGAGAGGAAAAUAACCUGAAUAACUCAGCAUUGUUCAGAGCUGUCCCUUCUCGAACGGUGAAGCGGAAAUCCUGGCUUCGCAGUUGCACCGGGAAGUCCAACUCCUCUUCGGAAGACAGUUCUGAGGUGAGCUGAUAUCAGCGAGAUCGGGAGAAUCGGGUUUGUUAAGGCGGCGGUGAUGAAUCUCGACGACACUUCGCUUUCUUCGUCGCUGUUCGCUGGCAAAAAACGCAACGUCAGUCCGCCUUGCAGUCCUCUUCCAACAAACUUUGUCAGUUUUGAGUUGAAAGAAAACAAGAAAAUAAAGAAACUUUAUCGAAGUUGAACUCGACAGACCCAAAAAAUUUCUCUAAUAUUGAGAACUCAGUAGAAACUUCUGCAGUUUUAAGGCGGGAAAAAAGGAGAGAAACUUUUCGGCUCUCAUUUGAAUAGUCUCAAUUUUUUAUUGGUUGGAAUUUGUAUCUAGGUUUGUUAUUCAUACAAAUUUUUUAGUCAGAAUUGACUUCUGGGAUUUCGUUAUACGUAAAUGUAUUGUUAUUACUUGUAAUGAGAAAUUUUAGAAUUAAUUUUAGGAGACGGAGAGCUUGGAGAAAUGCGAGAUAGAGACGCCGGCGAGAAACGGAUCGACGCGAUUCAGGACUCGUACUGAGAAGAUGGACAGACCGCCCGUCGAAACUUAUACGGUAGCCUUUUCAGAAUUUUCUAGUUGUUUUCUGCAAAUUUCUGAUUGUUUUCUGCAAACUUUUCGGUGGUGAACGCUCAUUUGAUUUAUACCUGCUCACCGUUUCAACAUAAUCCAUCAAAAGGAAAAGUUCAUCCAAAACCCUUGAGUAUUUCAGGUGCUCAUUGAGUUGAACGACGAGGGCGCUCGGCCAUGCGUUCGUCUCAGUAGCUGCGAGCCAUACGUAGAGUUCGUUGUUUUCUUCCUUUUUUUUUUCGAAAUAGCGGAAUCCAAAAUGAAUUGAUGUUUUCAGUGACUCGCCAGGAGAACUGAAGCCACGGUCUCGGUCGCGAAGCGACUGUCCCUCGGAGGCCGAAGAGCGCCGUCUAAGUUUCGCAAAACGUUCGUUUUUCGCCUUUUUCCCUCUCAAGUGUUCGCCCAAAAAACAAGUCGAUAAAUAAGACCUUUUUUUAAAUAAGAGUAGUAACUGAGAAUUCAUUUUAGUGAAUGCUUCCUCUGCGAGUCUUGGUUUUUAAAACGUUAGGUGGUAGAAACAAAUACACUAUUGUUAAUAAGAUAACAUGUAAAAUCGCGAAUUUAAACCUAUUUUUUGAAUAGUUUAGAAUAUCGAAUUUUUUGUUUGAGAUUAUAUAAAUGAGUUAAAAAAUCAUCUACCUCUUCUCUAUUUAUUUUUUUUUAUUCAUUUAUGAGCCUGAAACUUCAAGCAGUGUUUCAAGAUUAAGUAUCUCCACCAGAAAUUCAUCAAAAGAUUCACUUUCGAAAUGAGAUUCCGAGAAACGAAAAAACGGAGGAUCCAGAAUUAUUUUCAAUGUUUUCUAAUGGAAAUGUACAUAUAAAAGUACUGAAAAAAAACUUUUAACAGCCAAUAAAUUCCAGAAUCUCCUAUAAAGAACGGUCGGCCAAUCAAAAGCUUCUCUUCAAGUGACCGCAAGAGCGAGAAGGAAAGGCGGAAGAACGAGCGAAAGCAGGAGAGUAAGGCCGCGAAAACGCUCUCCGCCAUCCUCUGCGCCUUCAUCGCCACCUGGACACCCUACAAUUGUCAGUACCUUAUUUUUCAACAUUAUGGAUUUUUUCGGCCAGGAUACCUGAGAUAUUUCUCAGCAUAAGAACUGCCAGAAAGGUUUCUAUGAAGUUCUCAAGUUUUUCAAAAAAAUUUGAUUUUUAAUAUAUACUUUAAAGAGAUUUACCCCAAUUUUCGAAAGUGUUUGGAAGUUACCGAAGUUUUAAAUUUUCUCUUUCACUUAUUCGUCUUGAAAUCUUUUACAGAACGUAAUUGUCAAACAAUAUUUGCAUGAAACAGUUUUUUGCAGUGAUAGUCUGUUGGGAAGCUUUUUUCCCAUACACGGUGCCCAACAUUUUGUGGACGAUCAGCUACUUUCUCUGCUACAUCAACUCCACAAUCAACCCUCUCUGCUACGCUCUUUGCAAUGCCAGGUGCGCUAGAUAGUCUUCAUAGAAAUCGCCAAAGCGAACAUUUUUUUUAUUCCAAUUGGAGACUUUCUUAGGGACCAAAAAAUUUGAUUUUCGGAAAAUUAAAAAAAAAAAGCAGAAUUCUCGUGAGAAAAAAAUUUUGUGUGUAAGUUUUUCAUAUUCAGAGAAGGUUUAAACCUUUCAAAUAAUGAGCCUAUGACGUGUUAAUCGGAAAAAAAGCCACACGUUUCAAAACGCUGAAACGUGUUCAUUAGGGCAGCAAUCGUGCACCAAAACAGUACUGAUUUUUGUUUUGAAUGAAUUUUCCUGCGUUUCGGAACAAUUUUUGUUUUGUCCGAUGAACGCGCCACUAGAAAUCAGAUUUAAAGGUUUCGGCUUUUUUUUUCGAUGAGAAAAAGCUUUUUCGAUUACCACCAUUUUGUAGGUUCCGGCACACUUAUAUGCGGAUAAUACGGUGUAAAUUUGGGCCGGAGCGACCGACGCUGAACCAAGGCUUCGUCCGCCGGUGA